AUGUAUAUAGCUACAGACGAAGGACCACUUAUCAGAGUUUCAAUCAAUAAAAUGUCUGAAGUUGGCUUGUUCGGUUCAUGGGCAGAGGAGAAUAAUGACUUUCAGAAAACUAACAAUAUUACUCACUUAUUAGAUGAAGAUCCAGAGAUUUUCGAUGGGUCUAGUCUCUUUCCUCAUUUCUGUAAUCUUUGGAGAAAUCCUCAGAUAUCUUUGUCAGAAAUUCCUGUUCAAUAUGUCGAUGCCUGCCAUAAAAUUGUCCGAAGAUUGCCUAAAAUAUUUACGCAACUUUCUCAUCGUAAAGGGUUACCUAAUAUCCGUAGCGUAACAGAAAUGAUCAACCUAGAAAGAAAUACAUGGAGUCUUAUCUCCAAUAUUUACCUGGAUCGUUUCGAAUCCGAGUCCAAGACUAGAAAAGCUGAAGGCAAUGACUUAUCUAGUUUAAAUCAUUCUGAACGGGAGAUAAUUCGACUAUUAUAUGAAAAAGAUAAUGAACUUCGUGAAACACAAAUAUUAAUUGAUUGGCUAGAACAGAUGGUUCGAGAACAAAUUGAAGAAGUCGCUGAAAAAUAUGAAUGUUUAUUCAAUCAAACAACUGCUUGGGAAAACACAGCUCACCUAUUGGAUUACCUUUCAGAAUCGGAGCUUUCGAAACGUCGUUUAGUUAAAGAAUUACAUCCGGAUACUGUAAUAUUUACUGGCAGUGAAUUGGAUCAAAAAGAUCAAAUUGAAAAUGAUCGAUAUCUGAAUUAUUUGUUUUUAUGUCUUCGUGGUGGAGAUCUUCAUCGUGCUCAACUUCUUUGUACACAACGUGGAGAGUAUUGGCGAGCUAUUUCAUUCGAAGGAUGGCGUCCAUUUCACUAUUCUGGAUUUAUUGAAAGUGAAUCAAAUCAAUUGGAAAAGUUAUCCAAAGAAGAUGAACAAAUUACUCAAUCCAAACCAUUCUAUAUGAAAUUAAGCGUUGAAGGCAAUCCAAUGAGAAUUUUGUAUAAAUCUGUAUGUUGGUGGAAUUCAGAGAAUAUAAAACUAAGGUCAUUUGAACGAGCUAUAUAUGCAACUUUAUCUGGAAAUUUAGAAGUGCUGUCACAAGUUUUACCUGCUUCAUGGAUGGACCAAACUUGGGCACAUUGUCGAGCCUUAGUAGAAGCUCGUGUUGAUUCCAGUCUACGUAGUCUGUUGAAUACUGGUCCAAGAGCUGAUACAUUGGCAGUGACGGGAAAAACUUCAAAGUAUUGGCCUCUAGAUGGUGGUUUAAGCUUACCAGAUUCAGCUUGGUCACCAGGUGAUUGGACCCUGUCAGAUGCAUUUGCACGUGUUGAUGCUCGUUUAGGUUGGUCAGCUGUUGGUUGCCUGGAAAAAUGUAGUCUACGCAUGAAAUCAGUACUGCGUUCAGCAAUGAAUGAUUUCCUAGUGGAUGAUACAUCUUACCUAUACGCAAAUGAUGAUGCAGACAGUAAUGAUCUUCAAUCACCAUCAGUUUAUGCUAUUGUCUAUUGUAUUUUCUAUGCUGUACAACAGACUAUAAUGUUAAGAAAUUAUGAUUCCUUCCUGACAAAAUUAGCAAAUAUUAUGCCGAAAUUGGUAUCUUAUAGUCUAGGCAAUGGUAUUGUUUCAGAAAUGAGUCCACUACAACCUCCAGAUUUCAGUCGUGUCGGGAAUAUUGAUCAAGUUGUGUGUCAUACUCUCAGAUUUCUAACUCAUUUUAUCCUUUUCUUAAAAUCUGCAGAAUCAGAUAUUCAGGAUGAACCGUGUUCAGAAAUUAUCAAAGCUUAUCUCUGCUUUUUAAUGGUGAAUAAAGAAACUGAUCUGGUUGCUUACUAUACUUCUACACUACCUAAUAAAUCAUUACAAAUCCAAUGGUAUUCAUGGUUUUUAGCAGAAAUUCAUCAACCUUCUGUACGUGAACAUUGUCUUUCAUUAGCAAUAAAAUAUGAAUUUGAUGUAUGCAAGGUGACUAGAGAAAUUGUUAAACUUCUAAAACAAAGAAUAUAUUCAUCAAGUGAACAAAUUUUCACUACAAAUCAAUUGAAUUCAAUUUAUACAAAUGAUAUAUUAAAUACAAAUGAAUUUGUAACUGGACUAUUACUACAGCAUAACAGCGAAGAAAUGAAUGAAUUAACUGAAAUGGAUAAACGACAAAUUUCUAUAAUGAAUUGGUUAUUCUAUGAUCCUACACAACGUGGUGAAGGUUUAUAUAUUGCAAAUAGUCUUUUAAGAGGUUUCAUUGCAAUACGCUCUUUUAAAGCUGCUCAACAGGUUCUCUGUAAACUGCCACCUGGUACAUUGGAACACGCUAAAAUAAUAUGCGAAAAGUCUAAUUCCCCAAAUUGGCUUGUCAAUACAAUUCGGGAGCAUGAAUGUUUUGUACUAUAUUUGAAAAGUCGAGAUGCAUUUGCUGAAUGGUAUCAACAGGUACACCUAAACCGUCCUGUACAACCGUCUUCACUGACAACAGGAAAUGCCAACGAUUUCACGCAUACAACAUAUGGUCCUCGAGGUCUAGCACAGCGUUUAGCUGUUGAAGAAGCUAAGAAAGAAUAUUUAGCUCGUCUUGAACGCUGGCGACAUGAUACACGCUUAGAUACACAAGUUGCAGCUGAAAAAUUAACAGCAUUGUUAACUUACCCUCAACCUGGUUGGUUAGUUGAUAUAGAAGAUGAAGACGAAAGUAAUGGUUAUUCUGAUCGAGGAACAACAACAACAACAACAACAACACCAAGAACAACACUAAAUCAUAAUAAUACUGAAGAACAAAAUCAUCUAGACAAUAUGGUGUGCAAUGAUGAUAAUGAUGAUGACAAUGAUGAUGAUGAUGAUGAUGAUAGAGUUUUACGUCAAACAAAUUUAAUCGAAAGUGAAGAAGAUCCUAUUAGUGGAUUAGGCGAAAAUACAACUUCACGUCAAUUACAAAUGAAUAAUCUACGUGAAACAUGCCUUACUGAGACAGUAUUUCUUCUUAUUCGACUUUAUCAAACUGUUGGAUUACAUCAGAAAUGUGUUGAAUUGUCCAAUUUAAUUGUGGAUAAUAAUUAUGGUUUAUUCAAGUUGUUUUCCGGAUCACAAUUACAAAAUCUUCUCCGUCAUAUAUCUGAAUCAAUCCAACAUCUUAUUGAUAAUGAACAAGAUCCAUUAGGUUAUGCCUUGUCGACCAACUUAUCGGAAGUCGUAAACGCUGGUUGGAUUUUAUCACAGAAAAGUUUCACAGAAUAUUUAAAGAAGACAGAACAUGAAAAAUUUAAUGAGUUGAUUGAUCUACUGUUAAAUUCGGAUAUACGAGAAUAUGGAUCCCCAUGGUUAGGCGAUUUUAAAAAGUCCAGCCAACUUGAAGCUAAUGGUCGAAUUGUUCAACUCACUCGAUUACGUAACAUCAGUAUUCCACAAGCUGUAGAAGAAAUGAUGUUAACUAAUUCCUCUGAUCAUCGAGGACCUUGUCUCCUACGACUCACUUUUACCGAUGGUCGUAAUACAAUAACUGGUUUAGAUAUGCAGGAUAAAACGGAUUUAAAUAUAGAUAUCCUACCGGGUACAAAAUUUCGCCUGAUGGGUUCGAUUCCUAUAUCGAUGGGAUUUUUACUUUUGUCUAAAAAUCAUCUUAAACUACUUGGUGGUACUGUGAACAAUUUGAUACGUGAAUGGAAUAUGACUAAGUUUCUUAAAGGUACAGAGAAUCGUAAUAUCAGUAGUGGAGCUCCUGCAUUUGUACCAUUUGGUAGUCGUGAAGCUACUGAUUUAAUUCAAACUGAAGGCAAAUUUCUAAAUCAACUUCGAUUAGAUCGUGAACGUAAUCAAAUGAAAUUCGACUCCUUUCAAAUGGCAACAUCUCGUAAUGAAGAACAAGAAGAGAGUGAAUUCCAAGUAAUAUUCAAUGAACAACGGAAAGAGAUAUUGGCUGAACUGAAGUCAUCAACUUCUACUAGUAGUAAUACUGGUGUUGGUGUAAAGCAUCAGAAUAAUAGUGGAUUAUUUUCUGAGCAUUAUAGUGGUAGACGAUUCCGACCAGGUCUAUCGAAAUUCUACGAGAUUCAAUCUCAGAAAUCCAUGGAAUAUGAUAAAGCUAUAGCACAAUUAUUGUCAUUAGGUUAUCCAUUUCAAUUAGCCAGUACAGCAUUAAAAGUUAAUCGUGGUAAUUAUCAAGGUGCUAUUGAUUAUCUCUUGUCCAAUUCAUCAUCUACAUCUAUGCAAAUUGAAGACAAUCCCAUGCAUCAGACAAGUGGUAUUUCAUGUCGUGGAGUAAUUAGAUCUCGUGGCCGAGGAAAUAUUAAUGAACGUGGUUAUCGUGGUCGACCUAAUUCUGUUGAAAAUGAAAAGAUUCCCUCUCGAUUUCACUCAGCAACAGCAAUCAGUAGUACAGUUGAUCUUCCGUGUCGACCAUCAACCGGAUUAACUCGAUUAGAUGAUUUGAUUGUUGAAUCAUCAUUGUCUACACAACAAAGUUCUUAUUCUAAAUCAAGAUCAUAUCAAUUACCUGUUGGUUGUCCAAUUCUAGCACAGAAUAUAUCUGGUGAUUAUGAAGAAGCUCAAUUAAUUGGUUCAUUCUCUUUACAACAGUUUAAUUCAUCUAAUUAUGGUGGUUCAAGUGAAAAAGUUGUACUUGUCGCUUAUUUACAUACUGACAAUACUGGUGAAAUAGUUGCAGAAGAGGAGAUUGUUCCAAUCAGUUUAAUAAGAACAUUGAAUAGAGAGAGGAUUACCUUGGAUAUGUUACCUGUAGCUCCACAUGAUCGGAUAAAACCUUAUUGUAUACAGUCAAAUUCUGAAACUAUGAAUUCUAAUCAGAUUCAUGAUAUUCAAUUUAUGAAUCAAUCAUCAUAUCAACCAGGUAGAGGACGUCGAGGCAAUAAUGGCGGUCGUGCUGGUGAUAAUCGAGUAUUGAGUGGGAGAGGUAGACGUCCACGUGGUAGACAUAAUAUUAAUUAAUCAACGAAAAAUUCUAGUUUCUCUUUUAUCAUGAUAAAUGCUUUGUGUAAUAAUGACGGUGUAUAUACAUAUUUUGGGAGUGUUGAUGUUCUUUUUUUCCCCUUUGCUUUCCUAUCAUUAUUAUAGUUUUAUUGUAUUGUGUUGUAUAAUUCUGUUAUCUGUUUAUAAAACAUUUAGGAGAUAAGUUGGUGAUUUGUAUAUAUCAGCAGUUGUUCUGAAUUUUAAUCUAACAAUGGUAAGCGUUUUUUUUUUUACCUAACUUGACUGUUCUAUUGAGUAAUAAUAUUAACGAUGAAUCGAAGUAAUUGGUUUAUAGCUACCUGCUUAAACCUUGGGCUGCCAAAUCUUUCCAUCUUAUAUAUUGCAUCAAGUUUACUCUGUUUUUAUUUGUUUUAAUCUAUCCAAAUAUGACCUUGGAUCAUGUGAAAUACUCAUGCGAACUUUUAAAAACGUAUCAACCUACCGCUAUGAAUUUAACAAAUGUAAUUAACAAACGACCGUGCGCUUUAAAGUGAACCGAAUCACAUUAAAUGACUGCUCGAAAUAAUCAGCUCGAACUGUAGAUUCCUAAUAAGAUAGACUAUUUAAAAUACCUUCUAUGUUCUAAUAUUUAUUGUAAUACUUGUGUAAUAAUAUAAUAAAAAACUUGGUUCCAUAA
Molecule: messenger RNA, 5572 nt
Organism: Heterobilharzia americana
Lineage: Eukaryota; Metazoa; Platyhelminthes; Trematoda; Strigeidida; Schistosomatidae
Source: the annotation of a GenBank genome assembly